Lampris incognitus (smalleye Pacific opah) is the source of this 1466-nucleotide messenger RNA. It is a transcript of the gene ubfd1, whose product is annotated as ubiquitin family domain containing 1. Bases 216 to 1172 code for a protein of 318 amino acids. Gene Ontology annotation, molecular function: cadherin binding; RNA binding. Lineage: Eukaryota; Metazoa; Chordata; Actinopteri; Lampriformes; Lampridae. The record is from RefSeq and is a predicted model, not a curated record. The transcript is spliced from 7 exons.
GAGAGUGUUUGAUUCGUAAUGCCGUCGGUUCCAGCAUCGUGUCAUCGUUUCUUUAAAGAUGACAUUCUCUCACAAGUUACACAAACCUUGUGUUUAACGUUACAAGUUAGCAGCGAUGUCGCUUGGUAACCUUGGCUCAUUUAGCGACUAAAGUUAAGAGCUUCGGGUGAUGUUAAAUUUUGGCUAAUUCGUUGUUGGGGAGCUCAUGGGAGCUGAUGGUGAAUGGACUGGGUGAAGACGAACUAGCAGAAAGUGAAGGCAUAACAAUGGAAACGGAGGACCAGCCGAAAGAAGCUGAAUCACUUUGUGAAAGUGCUGAAAAAGAUGCUUCAGAAGACACGUGUCAGUCAGAUGGAGGAAACCCAUCAACUCAGGACUCUAAUAUUAGCAAUGGAGGUGAUGCAGAGGAUAAGCAGGAGAUGGUGGAUCUAAAGAUUAUUUGGAACAAGAUCAAAUAUGACCUGAAGAUUCCGGUUGAUAGCACUGGAGCCAGACUUAAAGAGAGGAUCCAUUCACUUACCGGUCUUCCACCAGCAAUGCAGAAAGUGAUGUACAAGGGGUUACUUCCUGAAGACAAGACGCUACGUGAAAUUAAAAUUACAAAUGGUGCAAAAAUAAUGGUGGUAGGAUCGACAAUAAAUGAUGUAUUAGCUGUGAAUACACCCAAAGAGGUAAUUCAGCAGGAGGUGAAAGCUGAGGAAAACAAAAAAGAACCUUUAUGCAGACAAAAGCAACACAGGAAGGUAUUAGACAAAGGUAAACCAGAUGACAUCAUGUCAGCUGUGAAGGGAGCAAAGGUGAGAGAUGAACUUGUGUACCAUAACAGGUCCCAGAAGCAGCACAGAUCCAUUGUCACAAACACUGUGAUUUCAGAACGACUACCAACUGUGCCUUUAUCCGGUAUGUACAACAAAUCCGGUGGAAAAGUUAGACUCACUUUCAAACUGGAGCAAGACCAGUUGUGGAUCGGAACUAAGGAAAGGACAGAGAAAGUUCCGAUGGGCUCCAUAAAAAACGUAGUGACUGAACCCAUUGAAGGCUACGAGGACUAUCACAUGAUGGCGUUUCAGUUGGGUCCGACAGAAGCCUCUCAGUAUUGGGUCUACUGGGUGCCUGCACAGUUUGUCGAUGCAAUCAAAGACACGGUCCUUGGAAAAUGGCAGUAUUUCUAAUGUGCCUCUAUUUUUGACAAUGACAAACUGAGAUUGCGAAGAGGAGCUGAUGGAAAAUGAAACUGGAGACAACAAGGAGGCUUAAAGAACUUGGAAUAUGUAAGAGAAGCAAACUGAAGGAUGCCUGUGGACUAAUCAUAUUAUUUGGGGUUAAAAGUGCACUAUGGGGCAGCAUCAUAUUUCUCAGUUCAUCGGUCAAGAUUUUCAGCUAAUCCAAGGGAAAAUGAUGAAACAAUUGUACAGAAAUUGCUAACACUUUUCCUCAGUUAUUCUUAAAGAAAUAAAACUUAUUUA